AUGCCGUCGUCAAGGUACGAGUACAACCUCGACAGCAGCUUCAGCGGAAGCGACGUCACAUAUCCCGGCAUGGAGCCGCAGCUCUCACCACCGGGCUCCUUCACGAUCGAGGACUGCCCCGAGCUCUCCCAGCCGCCCAUGCCCGCCGAUCUCAGCUACGACCUCCACAACAUGGUCGCUUGGAUCCGGGGCGGCGCCAGCGAGCCCAUGACCCCGUCCGGCUACCUGCCAGACUACUACACCCCGCUGGAGGACGGGUAUUUCUUCGCCAAAAACGACGUGCCCACGACGCCCAGCAUUCUCUCCACGCCUACGCACGACCGCAAGUUCCGCGACUGCCUCAGCCCGGUCCACUUCUCGGCGUCGGCCGUGACGCCUCCGCGAUUCUCCAUGCACAGCGUCUCGCCCUGGCCCGCGCUGGACUCGUCCCCAUUCGCCGUCACGCCCGCAGACAUGCACUCGGACACAGAGGCGUCCGAGUCGCCGUCGUCGUGGAACUACAGCAGCCAGAGCUUCCUCUCGCCCUACACGUCCCAGACCGCCGCCUCCGAGUUUUCCGACCCCGACAGCCUGGGCAUGGCCUCGCGUUCGAGCUUGCCACUCGCAACGACCUCCUACCCCGAGACGCCGGAGAGCAAGCCGCUCCCGUCGCAAAGGGAGAAGGCGCUCCAGGAGAUCCAGCACAAGACUGCCAUGCUGCAGUACUCCCAGAACCAAGGCUCGUCAAGCACCGAGCCCGGCGCCGCCAAGGAGGUUGCCACCAUUGACGUCGUCCAACAGCGCAAGAGCAAGUGCGACGUCUCUGGGUGCAACAAGGUGUUUUGCCGCACCGAGCACCUGAAACGCCACAAGAAAACCCACCACGGACUCGGCCUUAACCGCUUCGCCUGUGAAUUCUGCGGCAAGAACCAGUUCAAUCGUCGGGACAACCUAAACAGCCACCGCAAGCUCCACGCUAGGCCUAGCAGGAAGAACCGUGGCGUCAUGUUUGUCCCCGCAGCAAUGACGAUACUCGAGCAGGAGCGGCGCAGCCGCAAAACCAAGGCGCCGUCAAAACCAAAAGACAAGCCGGUGGAGAAGGACGAGCUGUGUCUGAAAAGGAGCCCUUCGUUUGUCUGA
Messenger RNA from Ustilaginoidea virens, 1119 nucleotides. RefSeq lists its product as uncharacterized. NCBI's taxonomy places the organism in Eukaryota, Fungi, Ascomycota, Sordariomycetes, Hypocreales, Clavicipitaceae. Gene Ontology annotation, biological process: regulation of transcription by RNA polymerase II. Gene Ontology annotation, molecular function: RNA polymerase II cis-regulatory region sequence-specific DNA binding; DNA-binding transcription factor activity, RNA polymerase II-specific. The record is from RefSeq and is a predicted model, not a curated record. The transcript is spliced from 2 exons. Bases 1 to 1119 code for a protein of 372 amino acids.